AUGUUAUGUGGAGAAUCUUCCUCAAAUUCCUAUUCCAAUGCACCAUUGCGAUGGAAGUACCAUGUUUUCUUGAGUUUUAGAGGAGAAGGUACACAUCUUGAUUUUACUCACAACUUGCAGGCUUCGUUGCAGCGAAAGGGAAUCAUAACUUUCAGAUAUGACAAAGACAAACAACUUGAGAAAGGAGAUGUGAUUUUGGAAAAACUCCAUAAAACAAUUGAAGAGUCCCUUGUUGCCAUUGUGCUUCUCUCCGAGAACUAUGCUUCUUCCACUUGGUGUUUGGAGGAACUACAAAAGAUUCUUGAAUCAAAGAGGGUGUUGGGGACAGAAAUUCUUCCUGUCUUCUAUGAUGUAAAUCCUUCUGAUGUUAGAUACCAGAAAAAUAGUUUCGCUAAGGCUUUGGAAGAACAUGCGAUUGAAUGUGAGGAGGACAAAGAGAAAGUGCAAAAAUGGAGGGAAUCCUUGAAAGAAGUUGCUGGUUUUUCUGGCUGGGAGUCUAAGAAUAUGUCUUACUUAUGGAAAAAAGAAGAGCUCAUUGACGAUAUUAUUGAAUCGGUAUGGACAAAGCUACGUUCUAAAAUGCCAUCUUACGAUGACGGGCUAGUUGGAAUUGAUUCAAGAGUUGAAAAAAUGGAUUCACUUUUAAGAAUAGAAUUGAAAGACGAGGUUCGUAUUAUAGGAAUAUGGGGCAUGGGUGGCAUUGGAAAGACAACUCUAGCAAGAACUGUAUUUAAGAAAAUAUGUGACCAAUUUGAUAUUAGUUGCUUCCUUGAAAAUGUUGGUGAAAUUUCCAAGGAGAGUGAGGGUAUGCUUAGCUUACAAAGAGCACUUCUUUCUCACAUUAAAAUAGAAAGCUUGAAAAUCGAAAAUUUGGAUGAAGGAAAGAGCACAAUACACCAGCUCUUGCACAACAAGAAAGUUCUCCUAGUCCUUGAUGAUGUUGACAACAUAAGACAACUAGAGAAUCUGGCUAAUGAACAGAAGUGGUUUGGCCCUGGGAGUAGAAUUGUAAUAACAACAAGAGACAUGGAAGUACUAAGAUCAUAUGGAACAACUAAAAGUUAUAAAAUUGAACUAUUAAAUUCUGAUGAAUCCCUUCAACUCUUCUACAAGAAAGCAUUUAAAGUAGAUGAACCACAAGAGCAUCGAUUGCAGUUGUCAAAAGUUGCUGUCCAACAAGCUGGUGGCCUUCCUUUGGCCCUUGAGAUGUUGGGGUCAUCCUUGUGUGGGAGAAAUGAAUCUCAAUGGAAAGAAUUCUUGGAUAUGAAAGAAUAUUCAAAGAAAGAUGUUGUGAUGAAGAACCUUAAAAUAAGUUAUGAUGGGUUGCCACCAAGUUAUCAGAAUUUAUUUCUUGAUAUGGCAUGUUUCUUCAAAGGGUGGGUAAAAGAGCAUGUGAGACAAAUUCUAACAAUUUGUGGCCGUAAUCCAUCAGUUGGAAUUGAAGUUCUAAUUGAUAAAUCACUAUUAACUUAUGAUGGAUUACGUUUGGAGAUGCAUGAUUUGCUUCAAGAAAUGGGAAGAAAAAUUGUUGUUGAAAAACAAGAAAGUCUAAUAGAUGCUAGCAAGCGCAGUAGAUUGUGGUCACCUGAAGACGUUGAUCAAGUACUGAAAAGAAAUAAGGAAAAUGAAUUGAUUGAAGGUAUAGUUUUGAAGCCAUCCACUCAGCCAUAUGAAGCAAACUGGGAUCCCACAGCCUUCUCCAAGAUGCAUAAUCUUAAAUUCCUUAUCAUUAAUUGUCAUAAUAUACAACUUCCACGUGGCCUCAAAUGUCUUUGCAGUUCAUUGAAAUUUCUUCAGUGGACGAAGUAUCCUUUGGAAGCUUUUCCGCUUGGUGUGCAGCUAGAUGAACUUGUAGAGUUGAGAAUGCUUUGCAGCAAAAUAAAAAAGAUCUGGGGUGAAAAUCAAUUUUUUGCAAUGUUGAAGCUCAUUGAUUUGAGCCAUUCCGAAUAUCUAAUUCAAACUCCUAUCGUUUCUGGGGUUCCAUGUCUUGAAAUUUUGCUUCUUGAAGAUUGCAUAAACCUUUUUGAGGUUCACCAAUCUGUUGGACAGCACAAGAAGCUUGUUCUAUUGAACUUGAAAGAAUGCAUAAAUCUUCAAAACCUUCCAAGAAAAUUUGAAAUGGACUCUUUGGAGGAGUUGAUUCUUUGUGGAUGCUCAAAAGUUAAAAAGCUCCCAGACUUUGGAAAGGAUAUGAAAUGUUUAUCAUUGCUUAAUUUGGAGAGUUGCAAAAAUCUUAUUUGCCUACCAAAUUCUAUUUGCAAUCUGAAAUCUCUUAGAAAACUCAGUAUUUGUGGUUGCUCAAAAUUUUCUACUCUUCCCAGCAAUAUGAAUGAAAAUGAGUCUUUGGAGGAACUUGAUGUCCGUGGCACUGCUAUAAGAGAAAUUACUUCAUCCAAAGUUUGUCUCGAAAAUCUCAAGGAGCUCUUAUUUGGUGGAAGGAAAGAUCUGCCAUCCAAUUCAUCACGGAACUUGUGUCAACGGAUCUUGAAUUUUUGGAAGCAAACAGUUUUGAAGCAGUUGAUCUUGCCUCCACUUUCUCAUUUUUCCAGCUUGAAGUUCUUGGAUUUAAGUUAUUGUAACCUUAAUGAUGAAUCAAUUCCAGAUGAUCUUGGAUCCUUAUCAUCUUUGUUGGGCUUAGAUCUAAGUGGGAACAAUUUUGUUAGUCCACCUGCUCAUUGCAUUAGUAAUCUUUCUAUGCUGCAAAGUUUGACCUUAACUGAUUGCCCAAUGCUUGAGUCUUUGCCUAUGCUUCCACCAAAUGUUCAAUGCUUAUGCACGGCUAAUAGUACCCAAAUGAAACCCUUGAAUUCAGAUGCAUAUAUGCUAUGGAAGAUCUUUGAGUCACAUACCAAUCAUGUAUAUUUUUUAUACACACCUCAUUCUCUCUAUCCUAAGCCCCCUACUACACCCCCUAAUUAUUUCCAUAAAGUUUUGGUUUCCCAAAUGGAAGAUAGGCCACAUAUUUGGUUCAUCAUUCCAGGGAAAGAAAUUCCAAAAUGGAAUGAACAACAUUUUCCAAUUGAUCCAUCACAUCACCCAUAUAACAAGUUGGGUUCUGAUUCAGUUGCAUCAAUGGUAGUGGAUGUACCUAACUCUUGUCGUUAUAGUGAAUGGUGGGGAAUUAUAAUAUGCAUAGCAUUAGAAUCUUUAAAUCUGCAGCUAUCUUCUCCAUCACAUGUGAGGCCAUCUUCCAUGGGCAACGAGGAAACAUGCAUUUAUUAUUGGAUCUGUAAAGCUCCUGAUGGUGAACCUGUUGACUUGUGUAUCCCCCCAGAACCAAAAUUUGGCCACCUAGUUUCUGAAUGCUGUGAAGAGAAAUGCCAACUUCAACUGACAUUUUAUGUGGAGAAUCUUUCUAAGACGUGGAAGCCAACAAUAAGGAAGUAUGGCUGUCGUGUUAUAUUUAAGGAAGAUGCUGAAGAUUGGUGCAAGUUUUCAAGACUAACAUAA
Molecule: messenger RNA, 3450 nt
Organism: Abrus precatorius (Indian licorice)
Lineage: Eukaryota; Viridiplantae; Streptophyta; Magnoliopsida; Fabales; Fabaceae
Product: TMV resistance protein N-like
Exons: 4
Coding region: 1-3450 (1149 amino acids)
Biological process (GO): defense response; signal transduction
Molecular function (GO): ADP binding
Source: RefSeq, a predicted model, not a curated record